CAUUCCCUGAGCGCUGGUGCACCAUCACUAGAUUAACUGUAGGUGGACCACCCGUGCGCGCUCCCAAUUGCGCAUUCAUGUUUGGACGGGUCGGAUUUCGGAUGGAAGUCGGUAACAGAAAAGGGUAUUCGCGUCGCUGUGUCGAAUUGAGCAAUACCCCCUCCUCCUUUGCCCCGGUCAAACCCUCAAACCGUGGCCAGGGACCAACACACCGGGAGAAGAGCGGGAGGAUGUGACUAUUCAACAGAUCAGAUUAUCGGACAGUUUUAUCGCGGUUGAGAACACAGGUGUGUGUGUAACAUCAUUGUUGAGACCAGAGAGCUUGCUGAUCAGAAGCUACUGAUACGACGGUUACUGCUGAAGGUCACACACCAAUGAACACACUUUACAGAGGUACAUACAGCUUUUACAGCUAUGGAGGAUUAAGGUUCAUUCAUCAUCUGUCUGAAGUCCUUAUCUUCAUGGUUUGAGUGAUGGACUUCUCUAACUGUACAGAGGGGUCCUUCUCCCUGGACGAUGGGAGUGAAGAGGUUUCUAUAAUCCCCCCAAGUAAGAUCCUCCUCACCUUCACCCUGUCCCUGCUCGCUGUCAUGACAACGGCCAUCAACUCUCUGGUGAUCACAGCCAUCAUCGUAACCAUGAAGUUGCAUCACCCAGCCAACUACCUGAUCUGCUCUCUGGCAGUGACAGACCUGCUGGUGGCCAUCUUGGUCAUGCCCUUCAGCAUCCUCUACAUACAGAGGGAGAGCUGGCAGAUGGGAGAGGCUGUGUGUUACAUGUGGCUGAGUGUUGACAUCACCUGCUGCACCUGUUCCAUCCUCCACCUGGCAGCCAUCGCUCUGGACCGCUACCGGGCCAUCACUGACGCCGUGGAGUAUUCACGCAAACGCACUGGACUCCGAGCUGGGAUCACUGUCGGCGUGGUCUGGUUUCUGUCCAUCCUCAUAUCCCUUCCCCCUCUCCUGUGGAGGAACCAUGGCGGGGAGCCAGAAGAGGACCAGUGUCUGAUAACUCACCACCACAUCGCCUUUACCCUCUACUCCACCCUGGGAGCCUUCUAUAUCCCCUUGCUCCUCAUCCUCAUCCUAUACUACAAGAUCUACAGAGCUGCUCAGACUCUGUACCUCCGCAGGGGGGCCAGCAGAGGGGCCAGCAGGGCCAGCCGACACUCCUCCAUGGUCAACGGAACCACCCUCCCCUCCUGCCCCCCUGAUGGGGGCCCCGACACCCUGAACCUCCAGGAGAAGUCCUACUCAGACCCCACCACGGAGGGAGACCGCGUGCGCAUUACCGUAAAGAGUCCCCACAGCGAGUCGAGGCGGGAGCGUGAGUGUUCGUUGAGACGGCAGCGUAUCUCAGGGACCAGGGAGCGGCGCGCUGCAUCUACGUUAGGACUGAUACUGGGGGCCUUUGUUGUCUGCUGGCUGCCUUUCUUCCUGAAGGAGGUGAUCGUCAACACGUGUGGCUCCUGCAGCACCUCCAUAGAGCUGGCUGACUUCCUCACCUGGCUGGGGUACCUCAACUCCCUCAUCAACCCUCUCAUCUACACUAUCUUCAAUGAGGACUUUAAGAAGGCCUUCCAGAGACUGGUCAGGUGUAGGCGUCGCCUCUGACACGGACGGAGAGGACACACAUGCACACACACACAAACACGUGCACGGCGUUCAGUUCUGAGUUGUGUUGGGCCCGGGAUGGCAUCUGAUUGCCUGAGAUUAAAGACUAUCGACAAGAGACUUUAAAUUAUUAACCGGAGGAAAUGACCUUAGAGACUAUGUCAAGACUAUGAGACACUCCAGCCAGGUCAGUCUAAUGGGACUGGCACAUUGCUGAGGUCUGGAGGGAAGUUAGGAGGACCUCAGAUCCAUAAGAGCAUAUUUAUGGAGAGCCCUGUAAUCAUCAUCUUCUUGUUUGUAUGGGUUAUUGACGUGGCCGGAAUGGUGUUGAAUGACAUUGAAAGGACAAUGUUUAAAUGACAGACUGAAACAGAUGAAGCACUAGGGUGAAACUCUGGAUGUAGACCAUCGGCCUCGAUCUUUCCAAGGUCUCAGAAAAGCUUACCAUGGUGUUUCUGUCUGUUCUAUAACUAUCAACUCCCCAAGCUAGUCUGCUCUGAAAUAAAACGUAU
Molecule: messenger RNA, 2125 nt
Organism: Oncorhynchus tshawytscha (Chinook salmon)
Lineage: Eukaryota; Metazoa; Chordata; Actinopteri; Salmoniformes; Salmonidae
Gene: htr1fa
Product: 5-hydroxytryptamine (serotonin) receptor 1Fa
Exons: 4
Coding region: 474-1613 (379 amino acids)
Biological process (GO): G protein-coupled receptor signaling pathway, coupled to cyclic nucleotide second messenger; chemical synaptic transmission
Cellular component (GO): plasma membrane; dendrite
Molecular function (GO): G protein-coupled serotonin receptor activity; neurotransmitter receptor activity
Source: RefSeq, a predicted model, not a curated record